This is a messenger RNA of Paramecium sonneborni, 904 nucleotides long. NCBI's taxonomy places the organism in Eukaryota, Ciliophora, Oligohymenophorea, Peniculida, Parameciidae. The record is from the annotation of a GenBank genome assembly.
AUGUCUUCUAGACCAUAGUUAUUUUAAGGAUUUUAUAGCCCAGAUGAUCUAGUCUAUUCAUCAUAUAAUAGUGAAUCAAUUGCUAUGAUUAAGCCAAGUGAACAAAUAAAAUCGCUUUUACAUGGUCGUUUUCAAAAUUGCUCAAAGAAUCAAACCGAACCAGAGGAACAAAUAGAUUCAUUAAAUUAUUAAAACAAAGGGAAACAUAUUAAUUAGGCAAAAGAAAUAUAGAUUUAGAAAUCAAUUUAAUAAUUGAAACAUAAAUUGCAAUAACAAGAAAAAGAAUAUUAUAGUAAAGAAUUAUUACUGUAAGAGUAAUUAUUACAAGCAUAACUUGAACAUGAUAAAUUGAUGAGAUUGGCAAAAUAAAAAUAUGAGUUGAUUAUUGAUAGUCUAAAAUAACAGUUAAAAUAAAAGGAUGAAGUUAUAUAUGAUUUAGGUCUCAAAUUGAGAAUAGCUUAAACAUCUUAACAAAAACCUGAUAAAGUAAUAAUUGGAAAGCAUUCAAAAAAAUCCUCCCUUAUGACUGGUGAUGAAUUAGAUUCAGAAGGGGCUUGCACAUAACGAACUUUAAAUGUUCCUACACGUUCCUCAACUUCUCAAUAAUAAAAUGAUGAUAAACUUUUAAGUCUUUAUAGACAUGAAAUUGAUAAAUUAAAAUAUUAAACCUUCGAAUUUGCAUAAAAAUUUGAGACUGAAAAAAGAACUAUUAAAGAUGAAAUCUCUUUACUCAAGAAUUAAAAAUUAUUACUACAAACUUUAUUGACAACUAAAUAAUCUCCAUAAUCUGAUAGGAAAUUAACUAGAUCUGAAGCAAAAAGUUCGUCUAAAACUCAGAAAUAGGAAAAUUCAUCUAUAAGAAUGCCUAAAAACAAAACCAGAUAAUAAUUAAGAUUCGACUGAG